This is a messenger RNA of Penaeus indicus, 2829 nucleotides long. It is a transcript of the gene EloB, whose product is annotated as elongin-B-like. Bases 105 to 458 code for a protein of 117 amino acids. The record is from RefSeq and is a predicted model, not a curated record. The transcript is spliced from 4 exons. Gene Ontology annotation, cellular component: VCB complex; elongin complex. Gene Ontology annotation, molecular function: protein binding. Gene Ontology annotation, biological process: transcription elongation by RNA polymerase II. NCBI's taxonomy places the organism in Eukaryota, Metazoa, Arthropoda, Malacostraca, Decapoda, Penaeidae.
GAUAUAACCGACCUGGAAAUCACCCUCUCCCGGGAAAGAACCAUCGUCUCGGCCAAGUUCUGUUGUUGUCUUGUUAGAUUAUUUACCUCCGUUAAUCAAAAGUCAUGGAUGUGUUUUUGAUGGUACGGAGGAAGAAGACCACAAUCUUCACAGAUGCCAAGGAAACAACAACAGUCAGGGAAUUAAAGAAAAUAAUACAAGGAAUUAUGAAAGUUGAACCCGAGAACCAGCAGCUAAUGAACGAACGUGGGACAGAAAUAUUUGAUGACGACAAACAGCUCAGCGACUACAAUCUAUCGGCCCAGACAGCACGAGCUCAGAGUCCUGCUACUGUUGCACUUGUAUUUAGGCAGGAAAAUGGAGAUUUUGAGCCGCUUGAUAUCACACCUUUAUCAUCCCCCCCUGAGCUGCCGGAAGUGAUGAAACCUCAGGAACCUCAAACUCACGACCUUAAUUGAGGCAUGGGGUCUUGAGCAACUGGAGAUUACCUCACCAAGCCUUCUCACCAACCUGUUGGGCCUCUGAAAAGUUUUUAUAUAUGAUCAUUGUGAAUUUCUUUUCUUUUUUUCAUUUAGUCAUCAAAAUAAGACGUCAUCUUCUCCCUGUUAACUAUAAUGAUGGUGUAAGAACAUGCAAGGUUUCCUUUUUUCUCCCUAAUUGCCAGAGUCCCAUCAGUAGGUUUAUUAACCAGAUACCACUUCACCCAGUGUUGUAUGUGCAGCCUGUAAAUUUGUGCCCUUGUACCACAGAGUGCAAGAUAUAGUGAGUCAGAAUCUCUGAAUUGCAUGAGAGAGAAAGAGAGAAUUUAUUCUCUUGUUUUGGGAAAAAAAAAGAGGCAUAAAAGCAUCCAUCUGCAUGUUUAUUCCCAAUUUAUUAAACCAUGAUAUAUUUUAAGCAUUUAGGGUCCAUCUUCAUUACUCACUUGCAUGACUAGCUCAUCACAGCCCAAGACAUUCGAUAUAAAAAAAGCAUAAAUCUCUAGACGAUUUGCAAGUGAGAAAUACAUCCUCACUUGUAAGCCUUUUAUGUGUGCAGUUGAAUUUUGUUAAAUGGGUUAUAUCUACAUCUUCAAAAACUUUUGUGAAACAUCCCUGAAUUAAUGCGUAGAACUUAAUGUCAUCUCAAGUGGGUUGACAACAUAGUUUACUCAAGGAAGAAAAUUCUUGUGCACAUACAUACAGAUGUAUAUAUACAUAUAUAUACACACCCAAGUACAUACAUGUAUAUAUAUGUGUGUGUAUGUGUAUAUAUAUACACAAGUAAUCAGGAAUGUUAGAAUUGGAAUACACUGCUAAAAUUGGAAAAGCAUAUAUAUAACAACUUUUGUGUGUAAUAGCAGUCAAUAUGUUUCAUAUUGUAAGGACUGCUGAUUAAAAGAGAUGAAUUCAAUGUUAAGAAUUUUUCUUUAAUUCACUGUUUUUUUUUAGGUUUAUUUCAACUUGAUCUGUGUGGCCAAUCUGUUUGGAGCUUUGUCUGGAAUGUAUUUAUGUGCAUGUACGGUAUAUGCAUAUGUAUUUGUAUAUGUGUAUAUAUACGUUUGUGUGUAUAUAUAUAUAUAUACAUAAAUGCUUUUGUAUGCAUAUAAGUAGAUGUAUAUGUAUAUAUAUAUAUAUAUGUGUGUGCAUAUAUAUAUCUUUUUAUUUAUUAAAUGGUAAUGUUUUGUGUGUAUGAAUUAGUUGGUCACAACUUGCGUUUGAAAGCCAUAUUAAAAUGUGUGUACUAUGAAGCAAAGGUUGAUUGUCUUCAUUCCAAGGUAAAUUACACUGCACAACAUGAGUGUCUGAACUUUAAUUGAUGCAGGUAUUGUCAGAAAGUAGAAAAAAAUGGCAGACUAGAUGAAGAAAAAAGUGCCACCACAUUUCUAUUUUUGUUGCUCAUAAAGCAAUGUUUUUAUUAAAUUACAAAGGACAGUUGUACUGUUGGUUAUCUUGAGGUUGUUGUGGAGAACUCUCUUAUUUCCAUUAGCUUUCUGUUGGCUGCAUUUGUGAAGAACUGAAUUAAUAUAGUAUAAACAAACAACAGUACACACUACUAUAUAAUGUACUGGAAAAAAUUACUCUGUCCUAAAAAAAAAAGAAACUUUUAUGCUUUUAGGUGUAUUUGAAUAAAGUUUGAUAGAUUAUUAUUUAUUAGGAGGAAAAUAAAAGUUCAUAUUACUUAAAUCCAAAAAUACAACUCUAUAGCAUAGGAAUUAUUACUGUAUUUUGAACAUUAUAUACAUACUGUCCAGAUUUUUUAAACCUUGUUUUUCUUUUCUUUUAUUGUACAGAUAGUAUGAUUCAUAAAGUAUACUGUUCUUUACCACAUUGGAGUUUGAUAUUUAAAACCAUUACUUAUAUUAGUUCACAGGACCCAUCAAUAAAGUAAAACAAGGUGCUAUUAAUAGGUAUGUCAAUACAGUAAUAAAAUGUUGCCCCUAAUAAUUUCCAAAGUAAUAUAGUUGACAAGUCCCAAUUAUCAACAUUCAGCUGUACUACCAAGGUAAGCCUUGGACGAUUUCAAUUCCUCAGAAUGGUUAUGUGUUGAAAUAAGAAAAAAAAAAAAAAAAAAAAAUACAAAUUGAAAAUUAAGUAGAUGAAAAUUAGGCAUUUUGGUUUGUUGAGUCUUUGACCCUUAUUCCCCGAGCAACUUGUAGAGGGCUGCAACACUAGUUAAGCAGCUGAUUCACUUUGUUUCAUGAUAAAGAAAUGGAAGAUGAUCAAAGGUGUUUGUUUACUGAGUGUUAUGUAUGGGGAAAAAAUCUGUUCAGAUAAAUGUGGGGAUGAAAUCAAGUCAGGUUGGCUGUUUAAGUCGUAUGGAUAUAGAGAAUAAAAGAAUUGUUUUAUGAUG